This is a messenger RNA of Nakaseomyces glabratus, 2613 nucleotides long. RefSeq names its product AWP1 (gene AWP1). Gene Ontology annotation, biological process: signal transduction. The record is from RefSeq and is a predicted model, not a curated record. NCBI's taxonomy places the organism in Eukaryota, Fungi, Ascomycota, Saccharomycetes, Saccharomycetales, Saccharomycetaceae. Gene Ontology annotation, molecular function: receptor ligand activity.
AUGUCGCUAAUAACAAUAUUUGCUUUUUUUAUUAAAGCAACGCUCGUGUUAUCAUUAGAUAUUCUCACACCAACUACCUUAACUGGUGACCAAACAUUUAAUGAGGAUGUUAGCGUUGUUUCUUCGUUGACAUUGAACGACGGUUCACAGUAUCUAUUCAAUAAUCUUUUGCAGAUUGCACCAUCUUCGGCCAGUGUUACUGCAAACGCGCUAGCAGCGGUUUCUGUUUUUACCUUUUCUUUGCCUCCAUCAUCAUCACUAUCUAAUUCAGGCACGCUAAUAAUAUCGAAUUCGAACACAGGUCCAUCAACAGAACAGCAUAUCGUGAUUACACCCAAUGUGAUGGCGAACACUGGUACUAUUACACUAUCUUUGGCUCAUACCAACACUGAUAGUAGCUCCACCUUAAUAAUAGAUCCAGUCACCUUCUAUAAUACAGGCACAAUCAAUUACGAAAGUAUAGGCAGUGAAACAAAUGACCCUAGCCUGACAGGUAACAUACUCAGCAUUGGCAGUAGUGGCCGCACACUACAAAAUCUAGGAACAAUAAAUUUGAAUGCCGCCAAUAGUUAUUACUUGCUUGGUACAAUCACUGAGAAUAGUGGAUCAAUUAACGUACAGAAAGGAUUUUUAUACGUAAAUGCCUUAGAUUUUAUUGGUAAUACCAUAAAUCUAUCAACUACCACUGCAUUAGCAUUUAUUAGCCCAGUUUCCCAGGUAGUCAGAGUUCGCGGUGUUUUUUUUGGGAAUAUAAUUGCAUCGGUAGGGUCCUCAGGAACAUUUAGUUACAACACACAGACAGGUAUACUUACUGUUACCACCAAUGGUGUGUAUUCAUAUGACAUUGGAUGCGGUUAUAAUCCGGCAUUAAUGUCCGGUCAACAAGAAACAUUAUCUUUUCAAGGAAAUCUUUACGAUACCUUCCUUGUAUUGGUGAAUCAGCCUAUUCCAAGUGAUUUGACCUGUGCCGCUGUGUCUUCAUCAAUUACACCUUCCUCAUCUGUUGAACCAUCUUCUUCAGUUGAGCCAUCUUCUUCAGUUGAGCCAUCUUCUUCAGUUGAGCCAUCUUCUUCAGUUGAACCAUCCUCAUCAGUUGAACCAUCCUCAUCAGUUGAGCCAUCCUCAUCAGUUGAGCCAUCCUCAUCAGUUGAACCAUCUUCAUCAGUUGAACCAUCUUCAUCAGUUGAACCAUCUUCAUCAGUUGAACCAUCUUCAUCAGUUGAACCAUCUUCAUCAGUUGAGCCAUCUUCAUCAGUGGAACCAUCCUCAUCAGUUGAGCCAUCCUCAUCAGUGGAACCAUCCUCAUCAGUUGAGCCAUCCUCAUCAGUUGAGCCAUCUUCUUCAGUGGAACCAUCAUCACCUGCUGUUCCAUCAUCUUCAGCCGAACCAUCAUCUUCAGUAGUACCACCAAUAACUCCAAUUCCAUCAUCUUCGGUUGUCUCAGCCUCCGUUUUUGAUACCUCUUCAACUUUACCAUCAUCUCCAACUGUCCCUACGUCUUCAGUAUCACCAUCAUCUCCAACUGUCCCCACAUCUUCAGUAUCACCAUCAUCUCCAACUGUCCCUACAUCUUCAGAAUCACCAUCAACACUCUCUACCCCAAGCUCUUCUGCAGCGCCCUCAUCAUUCUGCCCAACAUGUGUUAGCAGUGGUACACCGCCCGCACCAUCAUCUAGUGCGGUUGUUCCCACAUCAUCUGCAGGUGGUGGUAACGGAGGCGAUAAUGGACAACCUGGAGCUGAUGGACAACCCGGAGCUGCUGGACAACCUGGAGCUGCUGGACAACCCGGAGCUGCUGGACAACCCGGAGCUGCUGGACAACCUGGAGCUGCUGGACAACCCGGAGCUGCUGGACAACCCGGAGCUGCUGGACAACCCGGAGCUGCUGGACAACCUGGUGCUGCUGGACAACCUGGUGCUGCCGGACAACCUGGUGCAGGCUCUGGAGGAGGUUCAGAACAACCAACUCCUGGAGCAGGAGCUGGAUCAGGAAGUGCAGAUGGUAACCAAUCUGGAACAAGUAGUGGAACGGGAAAUGGCCAAGCAGGAUCAGGCCAAGCAGGAUCAGGACAAGUAGGAUCAGGCCAAGCAGGUGCAGGCCAAGCAGGAUCAGGCCAAGCAGGUGCAGGCCAAGCAGGAUCAGGCCAAGCAGGUGCAGGCCAAGCAGGUCUUGAUAACACUGCUUCUGGCCAAUCGGAAGGAGGCCAAGCAAGUGCUAUGGACGGUGACCAAAGCGGCAGAGGUGGCCAGUCCAAUAGUGGAAGUCUACUUCAACCAAACGCUCAGCAAGGCACAGGUUCGGGUACAGGCUCAGAUACUGGAGCAGACCAAGCUAGUGGCGAGAGUCCAGGACAAAUCGGAGAUGCACAACCCGGCUCAGGAACAGACCAAAGUUCAGGGCGUCACAGCCUAGCAGCGGAGGCCCGGACUUCACAGAGUCACAGCUUAGCGGCAGAUGCCAGAACGCGCAGCACAACACGCCAGACCAGCGUUAUAGCUCCAGGCACAGCUCCAGGUACCGCGGUCGUUACAACGUUCCAUGGCUGUGGAACUGUGAAUCACAAGGGGAUGAUAAAUAUAUUGCUAGCCUUGGCCUUGUUGGUUCUAUUGUAG